This is a messenger RNA of Hypoxylon fragiforme, 2160 nucleotides long. RefSeq names its product transketolase. Gene Ontology annotation, molecular function: transketolase activity. The coding region runs from base 244 to 2127 and encodes 627 amino acids. Gene Ontology annotation, biological process: pentose-phosphate shunt. The record is from RefSeq and is a predicted model, not a curated record. Lineage: Eukaryota; Fungi; Ascomycota; Sordariomycetes; Xylariales; Hypoxylaceae. Gene Ontology annotation, cellular component: cytosol. The transcript is spliced from 4 exons.
AACACGAUCCGUGUUCUCGCGGUAAGAUGACGACUCUCACUCUCACUCUCACUUAAAUUCAGUUAACCCCACCCCCGCUUUGCCCCUCCAUCGUGAGCUCCCACUGAAGCUCAACUUUUUUCGCUUUUUCACCUUUUUGCCGCAUCAUAGGUCUCCUCAACAAGUUCGAAUAAGUUGCUGACCAAUGUUGAACUAUAGGUCGAUGCCACCUUCACAUCCAACUCCGGCCACCCUGGUGCGCCCAUGGGUAUGGCACCGGUUGCCCACGUCCUAUUCAACAAAUUCAUGAAGUUCAACCCCUCAAACCCAAAAUGGUUAAACCGCGACCGAUUCGUACUCUCCAACGGACACGGCUGCAUGCUGCAAUAUGCUCUCCUUCACCUCUUUGGGUACAAAGUGACCAUCCAAGAUCUUAAGGAAUUCCGAACAGUUGACAGCAUCACCCCCGGACAUCCCGAGGCCCACGACACCCCCGGUGUCGAGGUUACUACCGGUCCUCUUGGACAGGGUAUCUCUAAUGCCGUCGGUCUUGCCAUUGCCCAAGCCCAGACUGCUGCCAACUUCAACAAGGAUGGCUUCCCUAUCGUCGACAACUACACUUACUGCUUCCUAGGUGAUGGGUGCUUGAUGGAGGGUGUCUCUGGCGAGGCUUCUUCUCUGGCCGGCCACCUGCAAUUAGGUAACCUGAUCGCCAUCUACGAUGAUAACCAAAUUACCAUCGAUGGUGAUACUGCCUGCGCUUUCACUGAGGACGUUGUCAAGCGUUACGAGUCUUAUGGCUGGCAUGUUGAGAUUGUCGAUGACGGUGACAACAACCUUGAUGCCAUUGAGCAGGCCAUCCAGAAGUGCAAGGAGGUUACGAAUAAGCCCUCGAUAAUUAAGCUCAAGACCACUAUCGGCUUCGGCUCCUUGCAACAAGGUACCCACGGAGUCCACGGCUCCCCGCUAAAAGCCAACGACAUCAAGCAACUCAAGCAGAAGUUUGGCUUCAACCCCGAGCAAGCUUUUGCCGUCCCCCAAGAGGUCUACGACCAAUAUCACAAGAGGGGAGCAGAGGGAGCAGCUCUCGAAGAGGAGUGGAACAAGUUGUUCGCCAGCUACGGCUCCAAGUACAAGGCGGAGCAUGAUGACCUCGUCCGUCGUCAGAAGGGAGAGCUUCCCGCAGGCUGGGAGAAGCACCUUCCAGUAUAUACCCCCAAGGAUGCCGCCGUUGCGUCCCGAAAGCUGUCCGAGACUGUCCUCUCGAAGAUUGAGGCUGCUAUUCCCGAGCUCAUCGGUGGAUCUGCUGAUUUGACGGGAUCUAACUUGACUCGAUGGAAGGAGGCUGUAGAUUUCCAACCCCCAUCGACUGGACUUGGAAACUACAGUGGACGAUAUAUCCGAUACGGUGUUCGUGAGCACGGUAUGGGUGCUAUCAUGAACGGCAUUGCCGCUUAUGGUACCCUUAUCCCAUACGGCGGUACCUUCCUUAACUUCGUUUCAUAUGCUGCCGGUGCCGUUCGUUUGUCUUCGCUAUCCCAGUCUCGCGUGAUCUGGGUCGCAACCCACGACUCCAUUGGUCUUGGUGAAGACGGUCCUACCCAUCAGCCGAUUGAGACCCUCGCCCACUUCCGUGCCCUACCCAACAUGAUGGUCUGGCGACCAGCCGACGGAAACGAGACUAGCAGCGCUUACUACGUUGCUCUAACCUCGAAGCACACCCCCAGCAUCAUCGCGCUAUCGCGACAGAACCUACCUCAGCUUGAGGGCUCCACUAUUGAGAAGGCAAACAAGGGUGGUUAUGUUCUACACGAAGUCGAGGGUGCCGACAUUACCCUGGUCUCGACUGGCUCAGAAGUGUGCAUCUGCGUUGAUGCUGCCAAGUACCUCCAAGAGAAGCACGGCCUCAAGGCACGUAUCGUCUCGAUGCCUUGCUUCGAGGUCUUUGACUCGCAGCCUAAGGAGUACAGACUCAGCGUCUUCCCUGACGGCAUUCCGUCUCUGUCUGUCGAAGUCAUGAGCACAAUGGGCUGGGAGAGAUAUACUCAUGAGCAAUUUGGCUUGAACAGAUUCGGUGCCUCGGGUGCCUACAAGGAUGUUUACAAGGCAAGUUUUCCGGCAUUACAUCCUAUUUUGAAUAUAUACUAACAACUGUAAUAGAAGUUCGAAUUCACCCCCGAG